Haplochromis burtoni (Burton's mouthbrooder) is the source of this 2273-nucleotide messenger RNA. RefSeq lists its product as uncharacterized. The transcript has 3 exons. Gene Ontology annotation, biological process: cell surface receptor signaling pathway; cellular response to lipopolysaccharide; immune response. NCBI's taxonomy places the organism in Eukaryota, Metazoa, Chordata, Actinopteri, Cichliformes, Cichlidae. Gene Ontology annotation, cellular component: external side of plasma membrane. The record is from RefSeq and is a predicted model, not a curated record. Bases 282 to 923 code for a protein of 213 amino acids.
CUGGUGCUCCAUAACAAACAAAAGAUUUGCUCUCUGUGGCUCCAACACAGCUUGUUCUUUGGAGGCUGCAGUUAAACAUGGAGAUAAGUCACAUGUGAAAAUUAUUCAGGAACUGAAACCGUUAAAAACUCAGGUGUGAUCAAGUGUGCUCUGUUAUUAACUGUUAUUAACGUUACACAGUUGUGACAUGACUCCUUUGGAUGGUUGGAUUUCAGUCACUGAAGAGUCUAAUGCUGUCAGGUUUCUUUGAACUUGGGUUAUGUUAUUGAAAGACAUCAGAAAUGUCUGCUGUAACUGCAUCGCUCUGCUCGACUUUGCUGUUUGUCGUCCUCGUUGUGGUCGACUCUGCAGUUGUGAUAAACAUCCCAGCUGUAUCUGGACAAAGUGCCAUUCUGUCGUGUCGAACUCAAAACAAAUCCGUCAUAGUGGUGGAGUGGAGCAGACCUGACCUCAAGAAUGAGCAUGUCCUGUUUUACCGGGAUGAGCAGUUUGACACAGACAACCAGCAUCCAUCUUUUAAGCAGCGGGUGGCUCUGCAGGACAGACAGAUGAAGGAUGGAGACGUGUCUCUGAUCCUGAAGGAUGUGACGAUUAACGACAUGGGAACGUACGAGUGUCGUGUUUUCAUGAGAGGGACAAACCGCAGGAAGAGAGCCAUUUUGGAGACUGAGCCCAUCUGCAUCAUCAACCUGAGUGUCUCUGCUCUUUCAGGACCACCAGGAGGAGAAGAGAGGUUUAGACAUAUUGGACUGAUCGUUGCCCUUUUACUUUUCACUUCAUCACUGCUUCUUCUUGGAGUUGAUCUUUUCAUCCACAGAAGACAAAAACAACAACAGACUCACGGCUCACAGAAGCCUCCUGGUGUGAGUGAUUCUCCUACUGCUGAUAUUAGUGUAGAAACAGAGAGGAUCUACACUACAUAGAAGCUGAUGAUGCUGAACUCCUCCAGACAUCAAGCAUGUUGAGAAUUUGAUUUGAUUUUUCUGGAUUAGUUAGCACCACACGUAUAAAACAAAGACAGUGGCAGUCACAUUAACUUCCCCAUCCAUCCAUCCCCCACCAGGGCUAGCCAUGUGCUCUGCUAGCAUUUAACUAUAACUGAGGCCCAAAUAACCAAAAAACUGUAAGAUCUCAGUGAUCUUGGCAUUACUAAGAAUUAAGAACAUGCCUAGCACCAACAACAAACUGAGAAAGAGGAUUAGCACAAAAAACAAAUAAACCAAACACAAGUUUUUCCCAUGAUACAGUACUGACACCUCCCCUCAGUCUCAAAGCUCUUCUGCCAACUGUCACAUGACUAACUCAGCAGUGUUAUUACAGCCUUAUGAAAACACAGAAUGAAAUCAGUUUCAUGUAACUGCAGAGUUUAGUAGUUCCAGCUGACGCCUCACACCUUUCUCUCACACACAGUCUGGGUCUGUUUCCUCAGCUGCUUGUUGCUGGUGUUUAUUUAUUUAUCUAUUUAAUUAUCAUUGGCAUAGAAAGAACAUGUGAGCCCUGUUCCAGUAAUAAUUGUUGGGUUACAUCUCUAAGUUUGUUUAAGCAGUGAUGAGAGAAACUCAGAUUUUCCCUUAAAGUUUAUUUUAACUCUGAGUCAGUUGCUGGGUUAACAGACUCAACAGACCAGUUCCUCUUUGGCUGAAUGACGCUCGGUGUCAUUUUCUCCUUCAUAAAGUUGCUGUCAAAGUGCUUAAAGGAGCAAAAUAAUGAGAAGACGCUGGUUUAAUUUCCAGUUACAGGUUAGUGUCCCUGUUUAUAACUGUGGACAGUGAUGCGGCUGUCAGAAGGUCAGUUCCAUUGUACUGAAAGCAUUUAAUGUUGUUCAUACACGGAUCAAUGACAAAGUAUUUCUCGUCUUCUCUGUCGCACCGACCAAAAAAGUGUCUCACACAGCUGGAUCCUGGAGAUGAUGUAAAUACUUGUGUGAAGAUGAGGCUGAAAUGACAGAUUACAGAAUAAGAUUCACUCAUUCAAUGAUGUCAAACAAUAUUUCAAAGGUUCAGAGUUUAAACAGAUUGUUCAAUGAAAGUCACCUUAACAUGUCUCAGUGGGUCGACUCAGAACUAGAGCGCAUGAGGAUGUUGUUACUCUGUAACAGUUCAACAAACCAUGUCCGAGUUCACUCGCAGAGCUGCACGGAUCUAAAACUGAAAGGAUCACAGAUUUAAACCGGAUCAGGCCGGGAUCCAACUUGGCUGAUCUCAGAGUCGACCUGCUCUGUCUUCUCACUGUUGUCAUUGAACGUCGAGGGGCAGACAGAUGAUCUGGGUACA